Molecule: messenger RNA, 814 nt
Organism: Euleptes europaea (tarantolino)
Lineage: Eukaryota; Metazoa; Chordata; Lepidosauria; Squamata; Sphaerodactylidae
Product: C-factor-like
Exons: 6
Coding region: 10-783 (257 amino acids)
Source: RefSeq, a predicted model, not a curated record
AAAGGAGUCAUGGCGGGACCUCAGUGCUGCAGCGUCCUGUUGACAGGGGCCAACCGUGGCAUUGGCCUGGAGAUUGUGAAACGACUCCUUGAGAAAGCAAAUCCCCCCAAGAUGGUGUUCGCAACCUGCCGUGACCCAGAAGGGGCAAGAGGACAGGAAUUGAAAUCUCUGGCUUCCAAACACCCCAACCUGAAAAUUCUGCAACUUGAAACCACGGACCCAGCGAGUGUUGAGGCAGCUGCCAAGAAGGUCAAGGCCCACCUGGGAGACUGUGGCCUGAACCUGCUCAUCAACAAUGCCGGCGUCAUGCCACCUUGUACCCUGGAGUCGGCCACCGCUAAAGACAUGCUGGACGUCUACAACACCAACACUGUUGGGCCGAUGUUAGUCACCAAGGCCUUCUUGCCUUUACUGAAGAAGGCUGCACAUGCAUCCAAACAGAAAGGCAUGAGCUGUGGGAAAGCUGCCAUCGUCAAUAUGUCCACCAUCCUGGCAUCUAUUGAGAAGACCCCUGAAACCUAUUUCUUCAUCCCUGUGGUCUCCUAUCGCUGCAGCAAGACUGCUCUGAAUAUGCUCACCAAGUGCCAGUCAAUGGGUUACAAAGAUGAAGGGAUCCUCUGCACUGCACUGCAUCCCGGCUGGGUGAAAACUGAGCUGGGAAGUGAUCAGGCUGACCUUACUGUGGAGGAGAGUGUGGACGGCAUCAUGAAAGUACUUUGCAACCUCUCCGAAAAAGAACACGGAGUCCUGGUGUCUUGGGAAGGGAAGGUUCUGCCAUGGUGAGAGCCCAGAGUGAAGCAGGAAGGACCAAACA